ACCUGAACACACACACACACCUGUACUGCUAGACCACGGACACACACACGCACACACACACACACACACACACCUUCUCGGUGACUUUAGGUCCGCUCCGUGAAGGCAAGGCGGCGUGCAGGCAGGCGGCGUGGCCACACAGCAGCAGGAACACCGAGCGAGCCUCCAUUAGCACCAGCUAGCUGUUAGCUUCUAGCUCCGAGGACACAGCGGCUGUCAGCUGCGAGGAUGUCCGGGAAACAGAGCGCCAAAGCCGGCCACGUCACCACAGUCCUCCCGCCCCCCCUCCACGGAAGUCCCGCCCCCCGAAGGAACGAGGGCAGGAGAGAAAAGGGACAAGGAAACAAGUGUCUACUUCCUCAAUGCUGCUGCAAGGUGAGGAGCCCAGACAAGAGCGCCCCCUGUCUGCAGGGAGGACUCACUGCCCCCCGCUGAUAAGCCCUAACAAGUUCCACACUUUCAUCCGGCCUCUUGGGCAACUACCGUACGUUGGGGAUGCCACCAUUAUCAUUCAUUCUUCAUGCCAGCAGACCUUGUACAGCAGUCACCGGGUCAAAGGUCACACUGUGUGUGUGUGUGUUUAUUGGGGGUCAGAGAGAGAGAGAGAGAGAGAGAGAGAGAGAGAGAGAGAGAGAGAGAGAGAGAGAAAGGGGCGUGUGCUGGUUUGGGGAUGGCGGCCAUGUUGAAGCCGGGCGAGCCGAGCGCCUUCCUGAAAGUGGACGCGUCGUACUUGCAUCACUGGCAGCAUCUCUUGCCCGUGCCGCCGGCCCCCGCAGACCCCCUGCGCCCCUCCCGGCUCUACGGCCAGCGAGCAGGAGACGUGCUGGCCAAGGAGCAGAGCUGCGGGGGGGUGGUGUCGUCCAGCGUGAAGAGCGGCGGCGGCGGCGACGACCAAGGCGGGAAAAGUUUGUCGGGGAGGAUGAAGCUGAGCGCCGAGGAGCUGGACUACUUCCUGUAUGGACAACAGAGGAUGGAGAUCAUCCCCGUCAACAACCACAACCUUGACACCAACAGCCGUUGUGACAUGUGCGCCGACAACCACAACGGCGAGUGUCCCAUGCACGGACCGCUGCAUUCCCUGAGGAGGCUGGUCGGCACCAGCAGCACCGCCGCACCCGUUGCCCUGCCCGAUGUCCCUGAUUGGCUGAGAGACCUCCCCCGGGAGGUGUGCCUGUGCACCAGCACCGUCCCCGGCCUGGGGUACGGCAUCUGUGCCGCCCAAAGGGUUCCCCAGGGAACUUGGAUCGGACCAUUCCAGGGCGUCCCUCUGAUGCUGGACAAAGUCCGCUUGGGCGCCACCAGGAACACACGACACCUAUGGGAGAUCUACGACUCGGAGGGAACCUUGUUGCACUUUCUGGAUGGCAACGACCCGUCCAAGUCCAGCUGGAUGCGCUACAUCCGCUGUGCCCGACACUGUGGGGAGCAGAACAUGAUGGUGGUGCAGUACAGGUCCAGCAUCUUCUACCGGGCGUGCAUGGACAUCCCGCGGGGAAGUGAGCUGCUGGUGUGGUACAACGACUCCUACACCUCCUUCUUCGGUAUCCCGCUGCAGUGUGUGGCUCAGGAUGAAAACCUCAACGUUCCAGCCUCGGUGGUGGAGGCCAUGACUCGCCAGGAAUCCUUGCAAGCCUUCAACAAGAACGGCAAGCCUUCGUCCUCCAUGGUCUUCCCCCAGACACCCUGCGCUAGAACCUUCUCCAUGCUGGACAAGAGCGGCGCCCCCUUUCACUCCGAGUCCUCCUUCGGCCAGCUGGGCUCCAAGAACCAGCGAGUCCUGGCCAGUCCCACGUCCACCAGCCAGCUGAGCAGCGAGUUCAGUGACUGGCACCUCUGGAAGUGUGGCCAGUGCUUCAAGACCUUCACCCAGAGGAUCCUGCUCCAGAUGCACGUCUGCCCCCAGAACCCAGACAGGCCCUACCAGUGCGGCCAUUGCUCGCUCUCCUUCUCCCAGCCCUCAGAGUUGAGGAACCACGUGGUGACGCACUCCAGCGACCGGCCCUUUAAGUGCGGGUACUGCGGCCGCGCCUUCGCCGGCGCCACCACCCUCAACAACCACAUCCGCACGCACACGGGAGAGAAGCCCUUCAAGUAAGUACCAGUGCGAGCGGUGUGAUCGCAGCUUCACGCAGGCCACGCAGCUCAGCCGCCACCAGCGACUUCCAAACGAGUGCAAGCCGUCAAGCGAAGGCGGCGAGUCCAUCGAGGUGGACUAGAAGUCAAAGAUGGCGGCCGUUUGACAAACACGAGAGCUUCCUUUUUCUUCCUUGAUUCUCCUCGGCGCCAUCUUUGCUUUUCUAUCCCGCCCGGUGCUUCCUGACCAACGGACCAAAGUUGUGCCAAAGUCUGAGGGAGAAGCCAAACCUUUCUGCUUCAUCGCCGCCCUCUUGUGGCGGCCAAAAGAAACUGGCAAAGUGAGGCCUCCUCUCAAACCAAAGAUUGUUUGAACGCUGCAGCUUUUACCUCCAAAGAAAACUCUCAAUACCAAAAAGCGCUGGAGGCGGAGACCAAAGCAAACACGCCCAUGCAGGGGGCGGAGCUUGAUUGACCAAAUGAAUAUUGAUGUUGUUGCACUUUGGCGUCACCCACACCACAACAAGCACACACCAAAGUUGACGUUUUUGUGCCUGGACAUUAAAAAAAAAGCUUUAAUGACGCAAAAAAAAUAAGUCACUUUUAGCUUGAAGUCAUGGUAACGUGUUUGUGUUGACGUUUUUACCCACUUCCUGUUUACUUGACGGGACGUUGAUGCUCACGUUUGCAUGAGUUGACAAUAAAACGUGAAGAAAAGCUGACAUUUUAUUAGAAAACACACAAGAAUGAUAAUUGUUAUUAUGACUGGUGUGAUGCAUACCAGGAUAAAGAAAUAAAUAAAUAUCAAGA
Entelurus aequoreus (snake pipefish) is the source of this 2883-nucleotide messenger RNA. Its product is annotated as putative histone-lysine N-methyltransferase PRDM6. Gene Ontology annotation, cellular component: nucleus. The record is from RefSeq and is a predicted model, not a curated record. Lineage: Eukaryota; Metazoa; Chordata; Actinopteri; Syngnathiformes; Syngnathidae. The coding region runs from base 521 to 2095 and encodes 524 amino acids. Gene Ontology annotation, molecular function: histone methyltransferase activity; protein binding. The transcript is spliced from 12 exons.